AUGCUUCAUAGGUCCAGAGGUCUGGAUGAGAUGAUAAUCGACAGAAACUGGAGUGACAUGCAGGGUCAAAAGGGAGAGAGGCUUCCACCACCGAAAGGCUGUGCAGAUACAAGAUUACGAUUACAGGGUUCUCUACCACACCGAAUAGCCAAAAAAAAAUCCUCAAAGCUUCGGUCUCCCACUCAUCAAUUACAGACGAAGUACGAACUUUUAAACCGAGUGCCCAACGGAACUCUCACGAUAAUCACAAUUGAUGUCACGACAAUGAUCUUUCUUGGAUGCCAGCGGUCCGUGGCCCGCGGCUUGCACACGUUCCUUGUCAAAACCUUCCCUUUGAUGGCCGUCAAAUCGAUAGCGUCCGCGAUGCAUUGGUUUCCUCAACACCUACUGGCACUGUGCCUUAACUGCUUGGCCUCAAACCUCGCAAAGUUCACAUCCGUUGAUAUCAAUGACCGGUCGUACCAAAGUUCGUCCUUUCGACUUUCACGCUCUGGUUCCCAUACUUCAGGAUAG
This is a messenger RNA of Sclerotinia sclerotiorum 1980 UF-70, 513 nucleotides long. RefSeq lists its product with no specific name. The record is from RefSeq and is a predicted model, not a curated record. The coding region runs from base 1 to 513 and encodes 170 amino acids. Lineage: Eukaryota; Fungi; Ascomycota; Leotiomycetes; Helotiales; Sclerotiniaceae. The transcript is spliced from 2 exons.